GGAACUUGAGGCAUUAUCUACUUCUGCAUUCUGUAGAUAUUUUCUUUGUAUAACAAAAACACCAUUUGUUCACAUUUCUUCUCCGCUCUGCACCAAAGCAAAGACUAAACCAUGAGCAAUUGCAGCUUCUUGCAACUUGACCUUUUAACCUCCGUAAGCCAACCUCCUUUCCACUCUUUCAAUGAAAAAUUUGCCCCUGCGACAAUUUUCCGAUUCCCCUCUGUAUCCUCACCCAACAAACAAAAGACAAAAUCUUUAGCUCACUAUUUCAACACCAGUUGUAAAGCAAGUAGCUUGACAAAUGUUGAAGUGGAAAAAGAAGAAGAAGUGGAAGUUGUAAAAGGGCACACUAUUACUCAAGUUUGUGAUAAAAUAAUUGAUGUGUUCUUGAAUGAGAAGCGUAGAGUUAAAGAAUGGAGAAAGUAUUUGGUUUUUAGAGAAGAGUGGAAUAAGUACAGGGAAACAUUUUAUGCUAGGUGUCAAAUGAGGGCUGAUAUGGAGACUGACUCAACUCUGAAGCAGAAAUUUGUUUCAUUUGCUGCUAAAGUGAAGAGGAUUGAUGAACAGAUGGAAAAACACAGUGAACUUCUUAAGGAAAUUCAAGACAACCCAACUGACCUAAAUGCAAUAGUUACAAAACGGCGCAAGGAAUUCACAGGAGAUUUCUUCCGUUAUCUAACCCUUAUUUCAGACACUUUUGAUUCUUUGGAGGACCGUGAUGCUAUAGCCAGGCUAGGGACUAGAUGCUUAUCUGCUGUCAGUGCUUUCGACAAAACGCUGGAGUAUGUUGAGACAUUAGAUACUGCACAAGCCAAAUUUGAUGACAUUCUUAACUCCCCUUCAAUCGAUGCAGCGUGUGAAAAAAUCAAAAGUUUAGCCAAGGCAAAGGAACUUGACUCUUCGUUAAUCUUAUUGAUAAAUAGUGCUUGGGCAGCGGCAAAAGACUCUGCUAAUAUGAAAAAUGAGGUUAAAGAGAUAAUGUAUCAAAUAUACAAAACCACUAAGAGCAGCCUUAGGAGCAUUGCCCCAAAAGAAAUAAAGCUACUUAAGCAUUUGCUGAACAUUGCUGAUCCUGAAGAGCGCUUCUCAGCAUUAGCAACAGCAUUCUGCCCAGGCGAUGAACGAGAAGCCAAGGACCCUUAUGCGUUAUACACUACACCAAAGGAACUGCAUAAGUGGGUCAAGAUCAUGCUUGAUGCAUAUCAGCUUAACAAGGAGGACUCUGACAUUAGGGAAGCCAAACAGAUGACUCAACCUGUUGUUAUACAAAGACUAUACAUCCUAAAGGAAACUAUUGAAGAGGAAUACUUGGAUAAAACUACUUUUCGAACACAAACAGAAGAGGACAGCAAAUCAGAGGACUGAUGAGGUACUGUGCAGUUUUUUUGAUACGUCUACUAAGUUCUUUUAUUUUUCUGAUGCAGAGAUGUAGUUUCUAAGAUGAAGCCUCAAUUUGUGAAUUGUCAAUCAGUGAACCAUAGGCUUUUUAGUAUCCUCUUAUUCUGAAGGGAUAUCAUCUAGAUUUUGUUUCCGACUUUGUAAGUGAGGGCCUAAUAUUUCUCAACUGUAGGAUGCUGCCUUUUUAGGUCUCUUCUUCUUUCCUCUCAAGGAUGGGGGUUUAUUAUUAAAAGAAAAAUCUUCUAUGUCAUGGAUGCUUACUGUUGGAGAUCUAACAUCAUAAAAGUUUAGCAGUUGACUAUGAAAUUAAGUCAUCUUUUCUUUA
This is a messenger RNA of Ricinus communis (castor bean), 1723 nucleotides long. RefSeq lists its product as uncharacterized. The transcript has 6 exons. The coding region runs from base 112 to 1365 and encodes 417 amino acids. Gene Ontology annotation, cellular component: chloroplast thylakoid membrane; chloroplast envelope. The record is from RefSeq and is a predicted model, not a curated record. NCBI's taxonomy places the organism in Eukaryota, Viridiplantae, Streptophyta, Magnoliopsida, Malpighiales, Euphorbiaceae.